UUACUGCCGCUUCUCCCGGCGAACGUCACUUCCGUGCCUAUCCGAUCGCUGGUGGCUGGAGUGUGAUCAGGAGGAACGUUCUACAUUUCAGCCCCGAUCACCUGAUCACACGCCGCCCUUUCUCUGCCAUCAUGUCGGAGUUUGACGCUUUCGGCUCUGUCGGUAAUGGAGUGUCCGCCGACGAGGACCCGGCCGCCGCCUUCCUGGCACAGCAGGAGAGUGAGAUCGCCGGCAUCGAGAAUGAUGAAGGCUUCAGCAUCCUGGACGGCGGGGAAGUGCCCGGCAACCUGCACGAUGGGGCGGCAGAUGGUGUUCUGAAUGGCGACUUCUACCAGGAGUCUAAUGGUCCGACAGACAGUUAUGCAGCGAUUUCCCAAGUCGAUCGUCUACAAGCAGAACCAGAGAGCAUCCGCAAAUGGAGGGAAGAACAAAGGAGUCGUCUAGAAGUGCUUGAUGCCAACUCCAAAAAGCAAGAGUCUGAAUGGAAGGAGAAAGCUUCGAAAGAGCUUGACGAGUGGUAUGCCAGACAAGAUGAAUUGUUACAGAAAACAAAAGCAAAUAAUCGGGUGGCAGAUGAAGCUUUCUACAAACAACCCUUCGCUGACGUGAUUGGUUAUGUCACAAACAUAAACCAUCCUUGCUACAGCCUAGAACAGGCUGCCGAAGAAGCUUUUGUAAGCGAUGUUGAAGAAACAAACCCAGGAACUGAGUGGGAAAGAGUGGCUCGUCUGUGUGACUUUAACCCCAAGUCUAGCAAGCAAACAAAAGAUGUUUCGCGCAUGCGGUCCGUCCUGAUAUCACUCAAGCAGGCUCCAUUGGUUCACUGAGAAGAAAGCACCACAAAGCAAUAUGACACUUCCAAUAUUUUAAUCUCAGAGAAGCUAUGUUUGCAAAAUAAAAUUUUACUUUUUUCCUCCUUUUCGGGACCAAACUUCCUCAUGUAUUUGAUAUUGAUCAUUGUAUGUAAUGGCUCCUGUUUCUCCCUUGUGCUAAGGAAUUACGUUUGGGAGGGAACUCCACAUCUGAUCAUAGUCUCAGUGUAAUACAGAUUGUCAAUGGAUUUGUGCAGAAGUGUAAUAGUGAUAUUAAAAGUCUAUAUAUGGUCAAAACUUUA
Molecule: messenger RNA, 1114 nt
Organism: Hyla sarda
Lineage: Eukaryota; Metazoa; Chordata; Amphibia; Anura; Hylidae
Gene: CLTA
Product: clathrin light chain A
Exons: 7
Coding region: 132-827 (231 amino acids)
Biological process (GO): intracellular protein transport; clathrin coat assembly; clathrin-dependent endocytosis
Cellular component (GO): postsynaptic endocytic zone cytoplasmic component; clathrin coat of trans-Golgi network vesicle; synaptic vesicle membrane
Molecular function (GO): structural molecule activity; clathrin heavy chain binding
Source: RefSeq, a predicted model, not a curated record